Molecule: messenger RNA, 698 nt
Organism: Paramecium pentaurelia
Lineage: Eukaryota; Ciliophora; Oligohymenophorea; Peniculida; Parameciidae
Source: the annotation of a GenBank genome assembly
AUGGAAACCGAAUCUAAAAUACAACAAAAGUUCUUAAAUUUGAGAUAAGUCGCUCCUCCCAUUCUUGGAUCAAUUCAUUAUAACAAAUCUCCUAACCUCGAGUAACUUGAUUAACUAGCAUAAAUCUCAGUAAAGAGGAGAAUGAAAUCAAAUGAUCCCCAAAAAACUGAACCCACAUAUAGAGAUAUACAUAGUAAAUCAUUCAUAAAAAUUAAGAAAAUAUAUCUAAAUAGAAAGAAGAAAUUAAUAAAAUAAAAAAAACUAAACAACCUUCAUUACCUUAUUUACCAAAAAAAUAGAAAGAAUUUUAUAAUAAAUGGUACAUACCUUAUGAUUAGAGGUAUGUUCAAAAGCCAGAUUUCAUGCUUUAGAAAUAUGAAGGUAUAUUUAAAUGCAUUCAACUAUUAGAUGAAUUACACUUUUAUAAAAAUAUGCAUAAUAUGUAUGUACAAUAUAAUCCAUUUGAUCAAAAUUUACCUGAGGAUCUUAUGAAAAAGAUUGGCAAUAAGGAAAGAACAGAGGCACUCAAAGAAAUAUUGAAAGGUUAGAAAUAGAUAAUUGAAUUUAAGAGGUUUUAUUUUAUAUUAAAGCUUAGGAGUUUAGAAAAAGAAAAAUAAAGAGUUCCUGAAUUUAUAAAAUAAUUAAUGGAAGCUGAAAACAAAAACUAAAAGCAAAAACAGUAAUUUUAGUACUAAUGA